AUGAUUAGUGAUAUUGAAGCCGCACAUAUACUAAUUGCUCUGAGUCGUUCAAAACCUAGAGUUGUUGUGAAGACAAUGGAGAAGGAGAAUAGAGUUCCUGUUCAAGUUCCAGUUCCAGUUCCAGUUGCAGUUCCAAAGCAGAAGAGAUCUUCUUCUCGGAAGAUGAGAAGAAGCUUUCCUAUGCAUCCUUCUUGCUCAACUGCUAUAGUGGAAUACGUGAGUCAAGAAGAUGCAUCUCCUCCCUUGCGCCGCAAGAAACGUCAUCCUCCGUUUCCUCCUAUUACAAAACAACCUAAGAAGAAGGCAAAAGUAGUAGCCGCUUCUUCGUGGGCGUCAGAGCCAACUCCUGAUUGGUUGUUGAAGUUGGUGGAGGGAGAGGAGGAUGAGCCGAUGAGGAUCAUCGAGAAGGAACUGAGUGCAACCGAUGUUAACCAUAAUCACAACCGUCUCUCCAUGCCUUGCAGCAAAAUUCUGGACUUGGAGUUUUUGAGCAUUGCGGAACAAGGGCUCAUAGAAGAAGAUGAGGGGAAGAAGCACAAGACUGGAGUUAACGCGAAACUCGUGGUUAAAUUCGUGGAUUCUGAUGAUUUAAAGAAGUUUGGUGUGAAUUUGAGGAGGUGGAAGAUGCCUAAGGAGAAAGGGAGCCCCACUUUUAUUUACAAUUUGGUCACAGGGUGGAAUAAAGUGGUCGAAGGUUGUGGUCUAGGUGAGAAUGAUAAGAUUAGACUCUGGUCUUACCACUCUGAUGGUGAACUCAGUUUUGCUCUUGUCCUCGAUACUCCUGCUCCUCUUAGCGAUCUUCUUCUUCUUCCUCCUCCGGCUAGUGAUUCAGAAGAUGCCAAUCCUGAGGAGAUGAGCUCUGCUUUAGUGAUCUAUGACAAGUCUAACGAUGACUUGCAACCCAAGUAA
Molecule: messenger RNA, 909 nt
Organism: Brassica rapa (field mustard)
Lineage: Eukaryota; Viridiplantae; Streptophyta; Magnoliopsida; Brassicales; Brassicaceae
Product: B3 domain-containing protein At2g24670-like
Molecular function (GO): DNA binding
Source: RefSeq, a predicted model, not a curated record